Molecule: messenger RNA, 1511 nt
Organism: Marmota flaviventris (yellow-bellied marmot)
Lineage: Eukaryota; Metazoa; Chordata; Mammalia; Rodentia; Sciuridae
Source: RefSeq, a predicted model, not a curated record
CCAAACAGGAACAGAAAAAAAUGGAUACAUUUGAUGGAGGCAUGGCUGAAACCUCAUCUCGGUACAGUGGUGCUCAGGACAGUGGAAUUGGCAGUGACAGUGUUAAAAUUAGAAUAGUGCAAAUAGAGCAGCACAGUGGUGCUAGUCAGCACCGCAUUGCCCGUCCCUCACGCCAGUCAUCAAUUGUAAAAAAUCUAAAUUUUAUUCCUUUUGACAUAUUUAUUACAGCAAGUAGAAUCUCACUAAUGACCUAUUCCUGUACAGCCUUGCCCAAAUCAAAAUCACAAGAACAGAAGGAAGAUGAAAAAACAGGCAAGAGUUCAUUAAAUCUUUCAGAAGUUGAUUCAGAUGUUGCUAAGCCCAACCAGGCAUGUAUUUCCAUGGUGACAGCAGAAGAUCUCUUAAGCAGUAGCACUUCUUUAACUUCAGGAAAAAAAAUAGGGGUUCUCUCUCUUGAAAGUCUUCAUGCAUCCAUGAGAUCAUCUGCAAGACAGGCACUUGGCAUAACUAUUGUCCGGCAGCCUGGUCGAAGAGGAACUGGUGACUUACAACUAGAACCGUUUUUGUACUUUAUUGUGUCCCAGCCUUCCUUGCUUCUGAGUUGUCACCACAGAAAGCAGCGAGUGGAAAUAUCCAUUUUUGAUGCUGUGCUUAAAGGGGUAGCCUCUGAUUACAAAUGUACAGAUGAGGAAACUAACUAAAAGGGAAAUUAAGUUAUUGCCCAAGGCCACAGACCUAGCAAUAAACAGAGAUAUAAUUCAAACCCAGGAUUUGUUGAACUUCUGAGCCUGGACUCUCAAACUCUAGAAUCUCUGAAGUGAAGAACAAGAUAUGAAUCAACGGAUCUCUCAGACUCCAUUGGCCUACUCCAGACAAUGCAAAUGCUUCCCUAAGUUUUAACUGGAAAAUUUGUACAAAGUUAAAUGCAUACAUAAUGUGACUACAUGGUCCCACCUGUCUUACUAGUGUCAAACAACUGGGUUCAAAUUCUAACUCUGUCAUAAGAUAUAUACCUAUCUCAUAAAGCAGUUGUGAAAAUGAAGGAUUUUUUUAAAAUAACUCUAAAGUACUUAGAAUUGAGUACUUUAGUAAUGAGUAGAAGGCCCUCACAAAUGUUUGCUGUUUCAGAUUUAGUUGUUCUUAUUAUGUAGUAUAAAAAUUACUACUAAACUAGAAAGUAGAAAAACCAAGAUUUUAUUACUAGUCCUACCUUUAAUUGGCACAGUGAUCUUAUCCAGGUAGUUGACUUCUUUGGGUUUCUGUUUACUUAUCUGUAAAAUGUGAUGAUUAUAAAAGUUCUAAAGUUCUGUCAUGCUGUAAUUUGGAAUUUCUCUCUCCACCAUUACCUUUCCAAAAAUAUUUUAACUAUACUGCUUUAGCCUCAGGGAGUUGAAUAAGUCACUACCAUAUCUGGUUAUUUUUUUUUUUUUUUACUUGUUUUAAAGAUGAAAUCUUUCUUUGAAACUUUCAGGAGAAUACUGAUUGUUUCUUCACAGUUAUAAAUGCAUAAA